UGCACUGUUUCAUUUCUGUAGGCUGAUUUAAUCCAUGCAGACAUUGAAAGUGCAAUAAGUGACAGCAAGGGAGGAAAACCGAAGAAAAGGCCUGAAAUGCUCAGGAUGAUCACCAAAAGUGACGCUGGCAUCCCGCCACCUCCAAAUGCACCAGCUCCUAUUCCUCCUGGGACAGUUACACAGGUGGAUGUGCGGAGCAGAGUUGCUGCCUGGUCUGCAUGGGCAGCAGAACAAGGAGAUGGUGAGAAACCGAAACCUUCUUAUGAGCAGGAGGAGUCGCUUGAAAUGAUGGCAGCACGAAUUGAUAGAGAUGUUCAAAUUUUAAACCAUAUCCUGGAUGACAUUGAGUGUUUCAUCACAAAGCUUCAGAAAGCUGCGGAGGCCUUCUCAGAGCUAUCAAAAAGGAAGAAGACAAAGAAAUCCAAAAAGAAGGGGCCUGGAGAGGGAGUCUUGACCCUACGUUCAAAACCUCCAUCUCAAGAUGAAUACAUAGAUUGUUUCCAGAAGUUCAAGUAUGCAUUCAAUCUUCUGGCAAAAUUAAAAACACACAUCCAAAAUCCCAGUGCCGUGGACCUAGUUCACUUCUUAUUCACCCCACUUAAUAUGGUAGUACAGUCCACUGGUGGGCCUGAACUUGGAAACACAGUGCUUAGCCCACUUAUUACAAAGGAUGCCAUAGACUUCUUGCAUUCCACAGUCACUCCAGAAGAAAAACAGUUGUGGAUUUCACUAGGUGAUACUUGGACAAAACCCAGGAGAAGAGGAUCAAGGGAUGAGGGAGAGACUGAUUAUAUUUCAAGAGGUGCGUCACCAGCUUGGGGUGCCCUGGCUCAGGAUAAAAUGGAAGGUCCUCUGCAGAGCCUUACCUUUCUGGGGCUAGAAGGAGAUGUAGUGUCCUUCUCUUUUAGAUUACCUCAGAAUAUGCUGAAGGAACUGAUUUCAUUAGUCAGGUCUUCAGCUAAAAAUGUUAAAAUUCGGCAGGCUAAGGAAUUCUUCAGCCUUUUAAAUUUUGCCUAUAGGAUCUUGGCAUUGUCUAUGGAUAUGCUUCACCCUCAUGGAUCUUCUUUCCAUGUCUUCCUAAAAUGA
This is a messenger RNA of Protopterus annectens (West African lungfish), 1086 nucleotides long. Its product is annotated as epidermal growth factor receptor kinase substrate 8-like. The record is from RefSeq and is a predicted model, not a curated record. The transcript has 9 exons. Gene Ontology annotation, molecular function: actin binding. Gene Ontology annotation, cellular component: ruffle membrane; plasma membrane; vesicle. The coding region runs from base 97 to 1086 and encodes 329 amino acids. Gene Ontology annotation, biological process: Rho protein signal transduction; regulation of Rho protein signal transduction; positive regulation of ruffle assembly. Lineage: Eukaryota; Metazoa; Chordata; Ceratodontiformes; Protopteridae.